Molecule: messenger RNA, 1429 nt
Organism: Colletotrichum godetiae
Lineage: Eukaryota; Fungi; Ascomycota; Sordariomycetes; Glomerellales; Glomerellaceae
Exons: 1
Coding region: 459-1262 (267 amino acids)
Source: RefSeq, a predicted model, not a curated record
UCUUGUAAACAGUCUCAAUUUGGACGGGAUACUCAACCUCCACCCCCGAUCGUUUAGUAGGCAAUGGUAAUGCGGACUGAUCAAGUAUGGUGUGACAACAGCUUAAGUAUCAGAAGCUUUACUGAACAUGAACAGGCGUGCGUUAGCUGUAGACAGCUCAAGUCGAAGUGCGACGAAAAUAAGCCGUGCAGGUGUUGCCGGGAGAGGGGCAUAACUUGCGAGUACAAGGAUCCCCUCACGAAGUCAGCAAAAUAGUCUUGUACCUCUUUACUAGCCUGACCCUCAAAAGGAUCGAUACGACAAAUACAGCCAUCUUGAACGCAAUUCUCGAUUUGAAGACCGCGACGCUUGACAGUCUGGCCCGGAUAGGCGACAGACUGAAGAGUUUGGAAGAUGAGCAGGUCUCACGACAAGCACCGACUGAGCAACAUGUGUCACAAUCACAGUUGAAGAGGAUCAUGACUUCUCCUGAGGACAGCCAGGAGCCCGAUCUGACGUCCUGGGCGGAUCCCACACGAGGGGAUACUCACGAGUAUGAGAGGGGACAUCAGGCUACACCUGUGAUGGGGGAGAAAGAUUCCAACGACUCAGCACAAGGUCUCAGAGAGCACCAAGCACGUCUUUCGCUGUCAGACUCAUGCGAAAACGGUACUGACUAUAGCGAAAGGCAGAGAUUGGGCUUGUUGCAAAGCUUCGAAGACGACAUACUCACAAUUUACCCUAUACUGAAGCUACAAGACUUACAACAUAUACGCCGUCUUCUCCAAUAUGAUGCCGACUUAUCGAAAACAGUGGAAGCUCAGCCUACUGGGGCUGUCAAGUUCACCAACACAUGUAACGUAGUACCGAUGAAGCGCAAGCGCUCGUCUGCUUCUGGUGAAGAGAACCAUACUCGGCCCCCUCGGGAAGAGUCGCGAAAUGGAUCGGCGCUCGACAAUCCUCUUUUGUCGACAGUUUUGGCCUUGGGCAAGAUCUGCCAACACCAACAGGAGGGUUGUGAUUCACAACAGCACACGCAGAAGUGUUUUCAAGGCCACGAAGCAAACAUCAGGUCGUUCACACUCGAUUACAAGUCUCAAUCCUCUCGUCUCAUGAGUCGACCUCAUGACGGAGGGACUCUGGAACAUGUCCAGACAUACAUCUUUGCUGCCCUGUACCACAGUCAACUUGGUAAUCUCAUCGAGAGCUACCAAUACUUGCUCGACGUCGAUCGAUUUUUGCGAAAUUUCAUGGAGAGGUAUAUGGAUCCGCCAGACAGAUAACACUUGCUAACGCAUCUGCCACAGCGAUAUGAAGCGUUUCAGCCUGAUGGAACAAGGUAUCGCCCCAGGACAGACUACAGUGUCCAGUGAUACGGACCAUAUGGUUCUUGUUAUGUACUGGGCAUGUUUUCAGUUGGGAAGGCAAGCAAGAAAAAACCAUCCCUUGC